Messenger RNA from Mobula hypostoma (lesser devil ray), 949 nucleotides. It is a transcript of the gene rbp4, whose product is annotated as retinol binding protein 4, plasma. Gene Ontology annotation, biological process: retinol transport. The transcript has 6 exons. The record is from RefSeq and is a predicted model, not a curated record. The coding region runs from base 167 to 754 and encodes 195 amino acids. Gene Ontology annotation, molecular function: retinol binding; retinol transmembrane transporter activity. NCBI's taxonomy places the organism in Eukaryota, Metazoa, Chordata, Chondrichthyes, Myliobatiformes, Myliobatidae.
GCUUUACCCAGUUUGGGUGGGGGAGGGAACGGCUGAUUACGAAAGACAGAUGACACGAGUUGUGGGUGAGGGUGGUUUUUGCAUAUAGUUGCACAGAGGGAACCAUCACUUCGAAGAAUUUCUCAAAGCGCUUUAUUCACAUCUGGCUAAAGGGAGCCCGCGGACGAUGUUGCGGUGUGCGAUCCCCGUGCUUCUGGCAGCACUGGUUUCCAUGUCCAGCUGCUCCGCCAGGUCCGACUGCGUAGUGGACAACUUCCAAGUGAAGGAAAACUUCAACAAGACCCGGUACACCGGAAAAUGGUACGCCUUCGCAAAGAAAGAUCCCGAGGGUCUGUUCCUCGAGAGUAACAUUCACGCCGACUUCAAGAUCGAAAAUGAGACCAUGAUUGCCAAAGCGACCGGGCUAGUCACUUUACUACCAGAUUGGAUUGUGUGCGCCGAAAUGAUGGGGACCUUCAACAACACGGCCAACCCUGCCAAAUUCAAACUGAAGUACUGGGGAGCAGCCGAGUACCUCCAGAAAGGCAAUGAUGAUCACUGGAUUAUUGACACAGAUUAUGAUAAUUAUGCCAUUACGUAUACCUGCCGAAAGCUAUAUGAAAAUAGGACAUGUGCGGACAGCUACUCAUUCAUCUUCUCGCGCGAUCCAGUAGGACUGACCCAUAAAACACAGCGCGUUGUCAGAAAAUGGCAGGAACAUCUCUGCCUGGCAUACAAAUACAAGCGUGUUCCUCAAACAGGUUCAUGCCCAUAGAUCCACUAGAAUAACGCCACCUUGGCAAUGAUCGUGGCUGUGAGGAUUGGUCUGGAGCACUACACGUGGAUCAGGUUCAGUCACAAUGCCAAUAUACUGUAUUUUUCUAAGCCUAACAUUUUAAAUGCAAGUAGACUUCCAGUCAUGCAUUGCUUUUGUCAUGUUAUUAUAUAUCAAAUAAAGUUAUAACAAACA